UUUCUCAUGACAUUUUUUAGGUUAGAAAAGACAAUCAGCUGGUGGUCUAAAAAAUUGUUGUUUUUUUUUUGAAUUACCAAAUUAAUGUUUAAAAAGUUUGUUAUUGUUUAAUAUUAUAAAUAAAAAUAUGGAAAGUGAUAAUCCAAAUAUUAAAUGGGCACUAGAUUUACUUACAUAUGAUCCUUUAUAUGAACCACACUUUGUAGCAAAAUAUUGGUUGCAAAUACCGUCUGUAUUUUCUGGUCCUGCGAUAGCAAGUUACAUAAAUUACACCCGAGGAUUAAAACUUUAUGCACGACCUUAUUUGCAUGUCGCAUUUACUGCCGGAUUACUUCUUGGAUCACAUUUAAUAGACACUACUAUUAAAAACCAAGAUGCUAGAAGAGAUGCAUUUUUACGUGAUUAUAUAAUUCGCCAUCCGGAAGAUUUUCCUCCGCCAGAACGUAAAAAAUAUGGAGAAAUAUUCGAUACUUGGAUACCAAUACGAUAAAUGAGGUAAAAUUAAUUAAAUAGCUUUAUUAUCUAAUUUUUUGCAAUAGAUGCAAAAAAAAAAUAAGUAAAACAUCUUGUAAUUGAAUAAAUAAAUUAAAUUAUCAAUAUUAA
Molecule: messenger RNA, 603 nt
Organism: Leptopilina boulardi
Lineage: Eukaryota; Metazoa; Arthropoda; Insecta; Hymenoptera; Figitidae
Gene: ND-B14.5B
Product: NADH dehydrogenase [ubiquinone] 1 subunit C2
Exons: 3
Coding region: 128-490 (120 amino acids)
Biological process (GO): mitochondrial electron transport, NADH to ubiquinone
Cellular component (GO): mitochondrial inner membrane
Source: RefSeq, a predicted model, not a curated record